Anastrepha obliqua is the source of this 527-nucleotide messenger RNA. Its product is annotated as endocuticle structural protein SgAbd-6-like. The transcript has 2 exons. The coding region runs from base 101 to 424 and encodes 107 amino acids. NCBI's taxonomy places the organism in Eukaryota, Metazoa, Arthropoda, Insecta, Diptera, Tephritidae. Gene Ontology annotation, cellular component: chitin-based extracellular matrix. Gene Ontology annotation, molecular function: structural constituent of chitin-based larval cuticle. The record is from RefSeq and is a predicted model, not a curated record.
UUGGGAUAACAACAAGUACAGUAGCAGCAUCUGCAGGGAAACGGCUAGCUUCAAAUAGAAGAAUAAUAAUAAAAAAAAUAAAAUAAAUUCCUUUAUAAAAAUGAAGUUUACAUUUAGCAUCCUGGCACUAUGUGGAUUAAUUGCCUACGCCUACGCAGCGCCACUUGAUGACUCAGCCAACGCUCAGAUUCUGCGUUACGAUAACGAAAAUCUAGCCGAUGGUUACAAAUUUGGCUAUGAGACCAGUGACGGUGUGGUACGUCAGGAAGAGGCGGAACUGAAGAAUGUCGGUACCGAGCAGGAAGCGAUUUCAGUACGUGGCUCUGUCAGUUGGGUAGCGCCCGAUGGCCAAACAUAUACAUUGAAUUACAUUGCUGAUGAGAAUGGUUUUCAGCCACAGGGUGAUCAUUUGCCACACGUUUAGUUGCACAUUAUUAAAUAAUUGAAAUGAUAUUUUUUAUAUGUAUGUAGUUUUAGUGAAAACGAAAACAAAUAAUGAAUUGUUGCACGCAGAGAAACAGUAUUAA